CCGCAAUGCUGGAGUCACUGUCAUCGAACAAAGCACAAGCGGAUUUGCGCGAUUUUCAAUGCUUCAAUGACCUCCGUGGAGAUGUCAAACACUUCACAACGGAUUUAAUAGAAGCCGUGAUCAUGCUUGCCCUGUCGCUCAUUUCCUGUCACAUCUCAGCCGACAAUUUCAGCAUGCCUACUCUGCAAUUAGAACGGAUUGACGACAUCGACAAGGAAGGCUGGGACGGUGGUCGAAGGCGUCUACGUUUCUCAAACAAUUCUUGGCCCAAUAUAAGCCUGCCACAGAUUUGGGGAACUCUCUGCGCUUUUUGCUUUUUCGGUGGAUACCCUAGAAGGAAGCAUAAUUCGCGGAGCGUCGCCAAAUCCGCCGACGGCAUUACCCUAUCCAUCCGAAUGUUGUUUGAAGAUGAAGCAUUCACUCGCGACGGCCAGAUAUUCGCUAUCUAUUCCGGUCAGUUAUCAUACUCCGGCAUCCAGCGACAGGACGCUGUUUUUCCCCAUAAGCAGCCUGAUUGUCUCUCACUUAACUGGGACGAAUGGGCGUUGGCCCCGGGCAUUACUUUCAAACAUCCACACACCCCGGCCUCUAGCAUCGUCGACAUUAGAACGACCGUUGCGGUCAGAGACGCAUUGGAAAUCGACACAGUCAUCACCUUUGAAGACCAAAACUCGCGGCGUAACUAUCUUUUCGACGCUCUCAGUGCCCUACUUAUACUCACGAGAAACGGUGCAUUAGCUGAUCCUUGCCCGCAUCCCACCAAGGACUCCUUUCCAGUUCCAGUCAGACCUGAGUCUGCUGAUGGCCCCCUCAGGCCGGUUUCACCGUCUUCCGAUCUUAACGGCUGGCCUUCCUUGUUCUCAGCGGCUAUUCUCGCUACGAGAAAUACAGUCUCCGACUGUAUAUUUCUGUGUCUUCCGGGGAAAAGUCAAUUUCACCAACUGCUAUCAAUAGCGCUGAACAAUGAUAGGCAUCAUAGACUGCGACCGAGAUUUGUGCUUCAGGAAGAUGCAUGCUUGUCAUGUACUGUUUGUCUUGGGCGUGAUAUUGUGAAAGCAGACCAAAAGCUUCUAAAAACCCCCCUAUUGAUUAUUAUCUGCAACCCUGCUGCGUCAAGUACUCCACAGAAUUUGGUAACAGCAUCUUAGCACCAGAUUUCUUCUUCAUUAUUUAUUGUUGGGAGUACCGGUAUGCUAUUGGUUUGCAGUUGGCGAGGAAUUGGGUAAAACGCUGGUUGUGGGAGGAACUCUAGCUAGA
Messenger RNA from Aspergillus alliaceus, 1257 nucleotides. RefSeq lists its product as uncharacterized. Bases 6 to 1148 code for a protein of 380 amino acids. Lineage: Eukaryota; Fungi; Ascomycota; Eurotiomycetes; Eurotiales; Aspergillaceae. The record is from RefSeq and is a predicted model, not a curated record. The transcript has a single exon.